This is a messenger RNA of Phaeoacremonium minimum UCRPA7, 324 nucleotides long. Its product is annotated as putative dna replication factor a subunit ssb3 protein. The record is from RefSeq and is a predicted model, not a curated record. Gene Ontology annotation, cellular component: DNA replication factor A complex; nucleus; site of double-strand break. Bases 1 to 324 code for a protein of 107 amino acids. Gene Ontology annotation, biological process: DNA replication; nucleotide-excision repair; mismatch repair. The transcript has 3 exons. NCBI's taxonomy places the organism in Eukaryota, Fungi, Ascomycota, Sordariomycetes, Togniniales, Togniniaceae. Gene Ontology annotation, molecular function: damaged DNA binding; single-stranded DNA binding.
AUGGCCACUCCUCGCAUCACAUGCCCCUAUCUCGACUCGUACGUCGGCCGCAACGUCAUGCUGGUCGGCAAGGUCACCCAGCUGAGGGGCGACUCGGCCACUCUUGAUGCGGACGGCAAUGUCACUGCCCUUUUGAAUCCUGAAGCGCAUCUGGCGACCGGCAAUGCGGCCCAGAUCAUCGGCAAGGUGAACCCGGAUCUCUCCAUUAAGGCACUUAGCUCUUUGGACCUCGGCAGCGGAGUCGAUAUCCCACUGUAUCAGACCGUCGUCGAGGUGUCUCAUCAAUAUAAAGAGCUGUUUGCAGACGCUGCCUCCGGCCAGUGA